CUCCCAAAUCGCUCCACCAUUUUAUAUGGGAGUACUUCUUUCAGACUUCAAAUUCGCUCGUGGUGUUCCUACUCUCCUCAAUAACCCUACACCCCCUACAAUUGAAUUCCUGAAAUCGCUACCUAACGAUUUCUCAUCGCAAGAAUGGGGCAUUCACGUUUUGGUCCUAGAAGCCCUCGGCUCCAACAUAAAGCCUACAAUUUACGUCGGUUCGAGCGCCAACCACAAAGGCAUAAAAGCGCGUAUCAGAAUGCAUCAAACCGCCAGUGCCGGGUGAUGAGAGAGUAGGUAGUCAGAUAAUAAAUGCAUCGAGGACUGGGUCAUAAGAUGACAGGCU
Neurospora tetraspora is the source of this 337-nucleotide messenger RNA. RefSeq lists its product as uncharacterized. The transcript has a single exon. Bases 26 to 277 code for a protein of 83 amino acids. NCBI's taxonomy places the organism in Eukaryota, Fungi, Ascomycota, Sordariomycetes, Sordariales, Sordariaceae. The record is from RefSeq and is a predicted model, not a curated record.